Molecule: messenger RNA, 2086 nt
Organism: Drosophila yakuba
Lineage: Eukaryota; Metazoa; Arthropoda; Insecta; Diptera; Drosophilidae
Exons: 2
Coding region: 1686-1991 (101 amino acids)
Source: RefSeq, a predicted model, not a curated record
GGCAGUUUGAACUGAGAGAGUGCGCACCGGCGCUUGGGCUUUUAUCAAUGAGCUGCGCAAGUUCUAAACAUAAAUAUUUUACAUUCUAUUUUUAUCCUGGAUUAUAUGCUGCUUAUCUGGAUACAGUGGACCACAAUCUAGGCAGAAAUAGGGGCGUACCAGUUCUGCUUGGGGAGAUCGAAACUUGUUUAUUUACAAAUGCGUAUGCUAUAUGCUGAAGAAGAUGCCCCACAAUAUCCUGCAAGAAAAUGUCGCAUGUAUACAAUGUCGUUCACGUGAUGUAAUAGAAAUGCCUGUUCGGUCAAUAAGUUCUAUUUGCAUUAUCCACGUAUGACGCACUAAAUAUUUGCUGAAAGCGGACCCUUGCUCCUUAGAAGCACUAUGCCAGCCCCACCCUAUUACGAUUGCUCUUCGUUUGGUCGUCGUGUGCUCCUCACCGGGCACACCGAUGCACCGCCCAUGUCUCGGCACUAACCAUGCAUACCACAAAUGCAAGCCAAGAAAUUCUGGGUAAUCGAAUAUGUUCCUCAUUUUUCGACCUAAAAAUCACCUGUUGGAGAAGUUUUCUGAGUAUAAUGCAUAAAGGAUUAAAUAGUACUGGAAACAGGAAAGCGACAAAUCUCUGACUUUUAUACCACAAAAUACAAAUGCUUUCCAUUCUGCGUCAAAGGUAGCGUGGUUUUAAUUGGGAUUGCAACACCCCAUAACCUGCGACCUGGGGUCAGUACGUAGGCGUUAUUGAGCCCAACAGCUGUCAUAAAAUUUAAUAAUGCAAAUGUAAUUAAGAGACCGGCCUCCCGUGUUCAUUCCGUCGGUCUGCUCUGCUGCCGCACCUUAAACCAUGAAAUUGAUGACGCACCGAGACUGCUCCUUGUAAAGGCGCACAAUAUGCAUUCAAGUACUUUAAGCAUUUAUUUAAAAGUUAACUAUUUUAUAAGGCAUAUCUAAAAAAGUUUUUUAAAUAUUUAAGAGCAUUACUACCACACGUCACUUUACGAUGCAAAGUCAUUAUUUACAAAUGAUUACAUUUAUUCAGCUCCAAUACAAUAUACAAUUACAAUAUAAUUCAGCUCCAUGAAAUGGAGCCGCUGGCGAAAGGAUAUGACUUUCUACAGACUGCCUUUAGUAAAUGCCGGUGGUCUCUUACCUUUAAGUCUGAUCGCUACACGCAGCUGUGACACGCACUUUGUAACAUCGGCUUGGUUAGUUUUACUCGAGUUUUAAGAAUCCAUUAAACAGGCUCUCCAAAAAGCAUUUCAUCUGCAGAGUGCAACUAGUUGACAAACAUAACUGGGCCGGCCGGAUUAAAUGUACGCGAAACUACAAAGAAACGCUGGGUUCCACUCAGUUGAGCAACCCCAUUCAUACCGAACUCUGGGAGGAAGCGAACAAAAGCUUCCGGUGAAAAAGUGAAAAAUAGAGGUGAAGUUAUCAUUGAUUCAUUGGUCAGUGUUCCGAGCUCGUUUCCAUGGUAACUUUGGGGUUCAGGAACAUGAGCGAAUUAGUAUGCAUCAGCGCGUAGGUCCCCCAGUGCUUAUCAGUUGUUAGAUAGCCGUCCAUGUCGGCAGCCAAAUUCGGCUUUCGGUGAAAAGUAAAGAAAAAUAAAUAAAAUAUAUAUAAAGAUCAAACUGCGAAGCAGGAUUCGCUCCCAAACUCUGCUGCUAUGCAAUAAUUUCUAUGUGACGAUGUCGUUUAACAUGCUAGUAAAUCAUAAUUCUGCGUGUUCAUCCAAAAUGAAUAUUUAUUUGGCUUGGUUCCUGAUCUUCAACAUUAUAAUGUUCCUCGCGCUGUCUGUAUCUCUGCCAGUAUUGAGCAGCAGCUCAGGCUGCAGUACUAUUACCACUUGUGAUCCAUUUCUGCCUGUCUGCGCAUCGUCGACAAAUGAGCACCAAUUCUUCUACAGCAAUUGUGAAAUGUUGCGGGAUGCCUGCCUUACGGGAAAGGAUUGGAAACCGGAUUACUUCAAUCACUGCAAUGUCAGCAAACUUUAGUCGUUUGUAAAAGCUGGACUCUUAAUUCAAACAACUGGAUUUGUGUAUACAUACAUUUAUAAUAAAGAGGCUUUUAAGUCUUACGUGAAUUCUAA